Molecule: messenger RNA, 1230 nt
Organism: Cryptomeria japonica (Japanese cedar)
Lineage: Eukaryota; Viridiplantae; Streptophyta; Pinopsida; Cupressales; Cupressaceae
Product: 2-methylene-furan-3-one reductase
Exons: 3
Coding region: 89-1033 (314 amino acids)
Molecular function (GO): oxidoreductase activity, acting on the CH-CH group of donors, NAD or NADP as acceptor
Source: RefSeq, a predicted model, not a curated record
AAUAAUUCCACUCUAUAAAUAUUUCGGCCUGUAUGUGACAAGCCAUGAAAAUCUCCAGGCAAGAGGAGGAAGGAAAAAUUGUGAUGAAAUGAGCAAAAUGCAGAAGGCAUGGUUCUACAAUGAGUAUGGACCUCUCGAUGUUUUGCAAUUUGGGGAUUUCCCUGUUCCAAAGCCAGGGCCCGGUCAGAUGUUGGUUAAAAUCCGCGCAGCUGCUCUAAAUCCUGUGGAUUUCAAGCGGCGAGAAGGUUUGUUCCGGAAUAACGACUCCGACUUUCCAGCUGUGCCGGGGUGCGAUAUGUGUGGAGUGGUCGAGGAAGUGGGCGAGGGUGUGAGCAAGUUUAAGAAGGGCGACGAGGUUUACAGUGACAUUCAAUACUUCACAUCCGAGAAGCCCAAAGACUGCGGUACUCUUGCUCAGUACACAGUUGUGGAAGAAGAUCUCACCGCCAUCAAGCCAAAAAAUCUGUCUUUUGAGGAAGCCGCCAGUUUGCCGCUGUCUCUGUUAACUGCCCAGCAGGCCUUCGACGACGUCAAUUUUCAAAAGGGGUGGAGCAUCUUUAUUGUGGGAGGCGCUGGCGGCGUGGGGAGCCUGGCGAUCCAGCUGGCAAAGCAUGUGUACGGAGCUUCCAGAAUUGUUUCGACUUGCAGUACGGGGAAAGUGGAUUUUGUGAAAAGCUUGGGGGCUGAUCUGGUGGUGGAUUAUACCAGGCAGAGCUACGAGCAAGUGGAUGAGAAAUUCGAUUUCGUUUUCGACACCAUAGGUGAGUCGAUGAAGUCUUAUGUGGUUGGCAAGGAAGAGGCUCCAAUCAUAGACAUUGCAGCGUUUUAUGAUCAUCAUCCGAGGGCUGAAUAUCUUUCUCUGGUACCUUCAGCCGCCAAUCUGGAGAGGCUUCAAGAGUACAUAGAGAGCGGGAAACCGAAGCCUGUGAUCGAUCCCAAGAGCCCGUAUGCGUUUUCUGAGGUUUUGGAAGCUUUCAAGCAUCAGGAAAGCUGCCGAGCAAGAGGGAAGAUUGUUAUUUCCCCCAUUGAGUAAUCGAGAUUUUAAUAUAUCCUGUGAAGUACGCUCCACUAUAAAUUUCGAGGAAUGUGUAUAUAAAUAUCUAAUGUGUUGUACAAAAUUUAGGGAAGAUGGGCUAUUAGUCGGGCUAGGUUCUAUCGUUGGGAAGGAGGUGGUCGUUAUGAAGUCUAAUGUCGCAAUAAAUUUAUCUAUAAAUAUCUUGUUAAUAAUUA